AUGUUGGAAUUAAUUGGUAGGGAAGAACAAUCAAAACCUUCAAGGAUGCCGUGGACACAUUUGGAAGAGAAGCUAAAUGAAAUGCCAAAAUUGACCUCAUCCUCAAAUUGUUGCAUCUACAGAGCAUCGAAGCGUCUGCGCCAACAAAAUGAAAAAGUUUAUACACCUCAAAUAGUCUCCAUUGGCCCUCUUCACCAUGGGGAACCACACUUGGAAUUCCUGGAAGAAGAAAAACGAAGAUACCUGCAAGAGUUUCUUGAGCGAACCCGUUUAAGGGUCGAAGAGCUUUAUUAUUUGAUAAGGACAAAGGAAGACACAUUACGUAGUUGUUAUGCUGAAAAAAUCAAAUUUGAUAGCAAUGCAUUUGUGGAAAUUAUUCUGGUGGACGUCGUCUUCAUUGUUGAACUCUUCUUGAGAUAUAGUUUAAGUUAUCUGCGAAUGAGAGAAGACCGUAUAUUUGGACAGCCAUAUUUGAUUCAAGAUAUAUGGUACGACAUGUGGUUGCUUGAGAAUCAAAUUCCAUUUUUCAUUCUUGAGGAAAUUUUUAACCUAGAAAAAGUGCAAGCCUUUGUCCCAGACAGACUUCGGUUCAUAGAGCUUACAUACGAAUAUUUCAAGAGUUUACAGGCAGUAAAUGGCAAAUUAGGGAAAUUUAAGGACCCAAAAAAAGCGGAACAAGUUAAACAUUUCACUGAUUUCUUAAGAAUUUGCCAUCUACCAUCUGAAGAGCAAAAGGAAAACCGACGCGAAGAGAGAAUGCAGAGGUUAUUGUCUAGUAUCAUAAAGCCCAAAACGAUGAAAAGAAAAGUUGCGACUGCACCGAGUGUGAUGCAACUCCAUAAUGCUGGAGUCGAGUUCAAAUUGAGCAAAAGCAACGACUCAUUCCAGAUAAAUUUUGAGAAGGGGACUUUGGAAAUCCCACCACUGAAACUACAGCUUGAAACUGAAUCGUUGUUUCGAAAUUUGAUUGCUUUCGAGCAACGUCAUUACUCCGAAACUUACAUAAACGACUAUGCUUAUAUCAUUCAUCGUCUUGCCGACACUCCCAAAGAUAUUGAGUUACUUGUUGAGAAGGAUAUUAUUGAAAACUGUCUGCCGGAUAAAGGAGCAUCAACUGUUUUGAAUAACCUCUCAAGUGGAACAAGUUUAAAUCCCGAUAAUUUUUAUUUUUCAAUUCUUUGUGAAGAAAUGGAAAAUUACCGAGGAAAAAGCUACAACAACUGGAGGGCAAUAUUGGCACAGAAUUAUUUUAGCACUCCAUGGACUACACUUUCCGUAGUUGCUGCUGCUUUUGUGAUUCUACUUACAGUCAUUCAAGCAGUGUUUUCUGUUCUCCAAGUGACGAAUCACCAAAAUAACUGCUCUUAG
Mangifera indica (mango) is the source of this 1368-nucleotide messenger RNA. Its product is annotated as UPF0481 protein At3g47200-like. The record is from RefSeq and is a predicted model, not a curated record. The coding region runs from base 1 to 1368 and encodes 455 amino acids. The transcript has a single exon. NCBI's taxonomy places the organism in Eukaryota, Viridiplantae, Streptophyta, Magnoliopsida, Sapindales, Anacardiaceae.